AUGCUUGUCAUUUACCCUUUAACAAUUUUAUGGAACUUCCAAAUUAUCAUACUAGUGUUCUAUAACAAGAAUCUACAAUCUCCCAUGUACUUCUUUAUCAUCCAAGUGUCCAUAUUUGACAUUUUACUUACUACAGAUAUUGUUCCUAAUAUGUUUUACAUUAUACUAAAUGAUGGCGGCACAAUUUCUUUGCAAAGCUGCAUUGCACAAUUUUUGAUGUUUGCCAAUGCAGAGGCCACUGAGUGUCUCCUAUUGGCAGUGAUGUCUUAUGACAGGUACCUGGCCAUCUGUAACCCAUUCAAUUAUAGCACAAUAAUGAGUCCAGUUUUUUGCCAUAAAUUGGUAGUUUUGACAUGGCUGUUGAGUCUUGUGAUGACCUUUUCUGAAGCCAUUACAACAAGCAAUUUAACAUUUUGUAGAAAUAACAUCGUUGACCACUUCUUUUGUGAUUUUACUCCUUUGUUAGGGCUUGCCUGUUCGGAUGCUACCAUAGUACAUAUUCAGACAUUUUUAUUUUGUAUUGUGGUAUUAAUUUGUCCAUUUAUAACAAUAGUUGUAUCAUACAUCUAUAUUGUGUAUACCAUUGUAAGGAUCCCUUCCAUUACCGGAAGAAAGAAAGCCUUCUCUACUUGCAGUGCUCACCUCACUGUUGUGUGUCUAUUUUAUGGUGCACUGAUAUCUGUAUAUGUUGCACCAACUGAAGGACAUUCCUUCAAUAUCAAUAAAGUUUUGGCGCUCCUUUAUACUGUAAUGACUCCGUUGCUUAACCCAGUCAUUUACAGCCUGAGGAACCAAGGCUUCAAGUUAGCUUUUAGGAAGUGGAGGCACCAGUUUAACCAACAUUUUUAG
Staurois parvus is the source of this 849-nucleotide messenger RNA. Lineage: Eukaryota; Metazoa; Chordata; Amphibia; Anura; Ranidae. The record is from the annotation of a GenBank genome assembly.